AUGGAAGGAACAAUUCCUCCGGAGAUUUCCUUGCUGGCGAAAAGCUUGCAAUCAUUUGAAGUGCAUCAGCAAUUGCAACUCAAGGGCACCAUCCCAAGUGUGGUUGGACUUCUGACAAAAUUGACUGGAUUAAUAUUGAGUGUGACAGAUAUUGUUGGAACAAUUCCAACAGAGCUUGGUCAACUGCAGAGUCUUCAGGUUCUUCAAUUUGUUGUGGCACCAAUUCAAGGGCAUAUUCCUUCUGAGAUUGGACGACUGUACAACUUAUCCACAGUGUUUGUGGGGAGAACUGAUCUAACAGGUUCAGUACCAGGUGAGCUUUACGAAUUGCCUGGCCUGCAGUUGCUAGCAAUUCAUGAGUGCCCUGGGCUGGCAACUGACUACAUCCUUCAAGAAGUCAUUCACAACGCAAAACAGCUUCGUUUGCUUGGCCUAUCAGGCCAAAGCAGUGAGUCAGCUUUGUCAAUUCCAUCUGAACUUGGCAAGCUGACAGAACUUGAACUGCUCUAUUUGGAGGACUGGACAAAUCAUGGCACUAUCCCGAGUGAGAUUGGGCACUUGACAAAGCUGACCACCCUGGACUUGAAUGCGAACUCUAUUUCUGGCAUUUUGCCAAGCGAGGUCUUUGAACUGACUGAAGGCACACUACCACCUGCUCUCUUUUCCAAACUUUCCCACUUGCAGCUCAUAUCCAUCAGUGACAACAUGUUCUCGGGCACUGUUCCUACAGAAGUGGGUCAACUGUCUGAUCUCAGGACGCUAGA
Seminavis robusta is the source of this 764-nucleotide messenger RNA. NCBI's taxonomy places the organism in Eukaryota, Bacillariophyta, Bacillariophyceae, Naviculales, Naviculaceae. The record is from the annotation of a GenBank genome assembly.